Ectocarpus sp. CCAP 1310/34 is the source of this 1477-nucleotide messenger RNA. The record is from the annotation of a GenBank genome assembly. Lineage: Eukaryota; Phaeophyceae; Ectocarpales; Ectocarpaceae.
GCACAGAGACACCGACACAGAGAACCCGGAGAGGGAGGGGGGGAGAGCAUAUUGCGCGCCCACGUUGUUAAACACUGAGCGUGUUUUUUCCCCAUUUUGAAGGAAGGAGCUGAAAAGGACGCAUUGCCGGUGGAGAGCGUGUCGGAAACUCUCCUGUCUUCUUUCUUGUUGUUCCGCCCAGGCAAAGACCUGAACGCUCAACGAUGAUUAACUUCUUGCUCCUCAUCAGCCGACAAGGCAAGACCCGCCUGACCAAGUGGUAUCAGACCUACUCGGCUAAGGAGAAAGCACGCACGGUGCGGGAGAUCACGUCGACGGUGCUGGCGCGCGCCCCCAAGAUGUGCAACUUCGUGGAGUGGAGGGAUAAGAAGAUAGUCUACAAGCGGUAUGCGUCCCUGUUUUUCGUGGCGUGCAUAGACCAGGACGACAACGAGCUCAUCACCCUCGAGAAGAUCCACCUCUUCGUGGAAGUGCUGGACCGUUACUUCGGGAACGUAUGCGAGCUAGACAUCAUCUUCAACUUCCACAAGGCGUACUACAUCUUGGACGAGCUCUUCAUCGGGGGGGAACUGCAGGAAAGUUCGAAGAAGGAGGUGUUGCGAGUAUGCUCUCAGAUGGACGAGCUGAUGGAGGAGGCCAAGGAGGAAGCAGCGAACGGAAACCAGGGGCCAUCCCGCCGCCGGUGACCGCGACACACGCCGACAUUUCACUGGCGAUUGGUCGCGCUCCCGCCGGCCGACUGCUCUCCUCAGGGCUGCUGAAUGCUUCAUGCUGCUGUGCCGCCUUCGAAUGCUUGAUCAUCUCUUUUUUUGUGUUUCUUGUGCAACGUCUACGGAAAGGUGUACAAUGUCGCCAACAGAUUGGAAUUACAAAAAAGUAAAAGAUGAGGUUUACUUGUUCCUUCGGAGUUUGUAUUUUAUUUCUUGUCUUAAUCGUUACCUAUUCAGCUCCUCCCACCCCUUCCUUUUUGGGCGUUGGCGUCGUAGUUAGGUAAUAUGGUACGUGUCUUCCUCGCCGCGCCCGUUCAUCUAUCAGUUCGUUCGUUCGCGGCUUCUGUUUGUUGCGCCGACGGGAAGAAAGUCGGUCCUUUCUUGGUGUGCUGUACGCCGUGUUCCAGCACAGAGGGCCUCAACGACCGGAUAACAGCCGGGUAACGACCUCGCCAAGAAGAAAUAUUCUGAUCGUGGCAUAGAUGCGCCCGCGUGUGACAUAUGGGCCAUCGGCAACGAACGAAGUUUGCGGCCUCACGAGGAGGACUUAUUUCCAUAAGCAUAGCUUAUCCGGCAUCUCAUGGAGACGCGUGUGUGAUUUCGCUCCUUCGAAAUCCUUCUACUGGGUUGUAGUACCUGGAAAUAUGCUGCUGUGCGUGCUCACCGUGAUGGUACAAGUAUACGAUUCAAGACAACUUGUUAUAAACAUAUUGAACCUGGGCGUUCGAAGCCACUUUCUUUCGGGCACCAGGCCCUCUCCGCGCCCC